CUGAUAGGUCAGAGAUGAGUCCUUCAAGCUUGGCAACGUUGGCAUUGGAUGAUACACCUGGUCUAACAGUAAACAAGUUGCAGAUUCCUAAUGAUCAUCAAAAUCAAUUUCAUUCUUAUCAAUGGUCUACUACAACUAAUCAUAUACCUUUAAACCAAUUGCCGAUUCCAAAUGGUCAACAAAAUCAUCUUCAUCAAAACCAAUGGUCUACACCAAAUCAUCAAGCUUGUACUCUUGGAGCUCCUACCGUUCAACCAGCAGCUAAUGAUCAAACCUUUUUCUCCAUAGGUACCAAUCUGGGAGCUCCUACCGUUCCACCAGGAGCUAAUGAUCACUGGUUUCCUUAUAGUGAUCCUGCGUGUACCAAUCUUGGAGCUCCUGCCGUUCCACCAGAAGCUAAUAGUCAAUGGUUGCCAUAUACUGAUCAUGCGUAUAACUAUCCUGUUGUAUAUUCAACCGGUGCACCAGCAGCCACUGCUCAAUGGCCAACAUCUAAUGAUUUCCUUCCCAUAGAUACUGGAGCUCCAACUUUUGCAAAAGUACCUACUGCGGCAUUUGACCAUUUUGCAAAUGGUUUUGGAGAAGAUAUUAACAAUAGCAGCCCAAAUUUCCAGCCGAUGGAUCCUUCAACAGCAAAACUACUAACACAACUCGACCACCUGCAACAAGACCCAUAUGGACAAUACCAACUGCCACUGCAGGUUCUAAAAAAACCCUCACUAGAAGAGCUGCGAAAACUUCCAUAUGAAGUAGACAACGUGCUGCGAUAUGAUGGAAACAACAACGGGCUGCAAGGAGAACUAAUGAAACCCGAAAAGCCGCCACAAGACCUAUAUGGACAAUGCCAACCGCAACCGCAGAUCCAACAAAACCUUCAAUAUGAAGCAAACAACAACGGGUUGCAAUAUGAUGAACACAACAACUGGCUGCAAGGAGUACUAACGCAACCCGAGAAGCCACUACAAGACCUAUAUGGAGAAUGCCAACAGAAUCUCUCAGUAGAAGAUCUGCUAACUCUUGUAUAUGAAGCAAACAACAACGAACUGCUAGGAGUAAUACCGCAGCAACAUCGUUAUCAUCAGGAAAAAGAGACAAUGCAGACACAAGGAGAUCCACUGAAUUGA
This is a messenger RNA of Arabidopsis thaliana (thale cress), 1124 nucleotides long. Its product is annotated as Plant protein 1589 of unknown function. Lineage: Eukaryota; Viridiplantae; Streptophyta; Magnoliopsida; Brassicales; Brassicaceae. The transcript has 6 exons. The coding region runs from base 15 to 1124 and encodes 369 amino acids. The record is from RefSeq and is marked reviewed.